AUGAUCAACCACUCUUCAUUCUUUUACACUCUCUAUGAAUCAGAUGACUCUUCAUUUACUCCUUCUGUAGACCAGCUGCAUUAUUCUACACUCUCUAUGAAUCAGCUGCAGACUUUUACCUCUUCUACACUCAGAUGUGUCAUUUUCUUCCUUCUCAGAUGUGUCACAGACUCCUUCUCUAGACCAGCUGCUCUUACUCUCUACUCUCUCAUGAACAGACUCUUUACUCUCUCCUACACUCUCUCACAGAUUCUUCACUCUCUCCUACACUCUCAUGAUCAGCUUUUAGACUCUUCACUCUCUCUCUCUAUGAACACUCUUGCUCUCUCCUACACUCUGAUCAGCACAGACUCUUCACUCUCUCCUACACUCUCUAUGAUCCAGCAGACUCUUCCUCUCUCCCUACACUCUCUAUCUUCAGACUCUUCACUCUCUCCUCUCUCUCUGAUCAGCACAGACUCUUCACUCUCUCCUACACUCUCUAUGAUCACCAGACUCUUCACUAUCUCCUACACUCUCUGUGAUCAGCACAGACUCUUCACUAUCUCCUACCUCUCUAUGAUUGAAUCAGACUCUUGCAUUCUUUUACCUCUCUAUGAUCAGCACAGACUCUUCACUCUCAUUACACUCCUUCUCACAGACUCUUUACCUCUCCUACACUCUCAGAUGAUCAUUUACUCCUUCUGUAGACCUCUUCAUUCUCCUACACUCUCUAUGAUCAGCACAGACUCUUUUUUACCUACUUCUAUGAAUCAGAUGACUCUUUUCUCUCCUACUCUCUAUGAUCAGCUGCAUUACCUCUACCCUCUCUAUGAUCAGCACAGACUCUUCACUCUUAUUUUACACUCUCUAUGA
Acanthosepion pharaonis is the source of this 855-nucleotide messenger RNA. The record is from the annotation of a GenBank genome assembly. Lineage: Eukaryota; Metazoa; Mollusca; Cephalopoda; Sepiida; Sepiidae.